This is a messenger RNA of Lymnaea stagnalis (great pond snail), 13733 nucleotides long. The record is from the annotation of a GenBank genome assembly. Lineage: Eukaryota; Metazoa; Mollusca; Gastropoda; Lymnaeidae.
UGUUCUCCAUGUUUUUGGUCUUCGCUACCAACGACGCCACCGACAUGCAAGAAAAUGGAACUCAGUUACCAAGCCAUCAGGACGGCUAAUCAAGCACGUGAAGCUGUACGUAAAUAUUUGUUAAAAGAUAGAAAGUUAAAUAUUGAAAAAACGGCGCAAACAGUAACAUUCCGAAUAAUUUAACAAAUGAUUAUUCACACUGAACUGACAGAGCACACAUCACUGCACUGCACACACUCACACUGACGAGUAAUUUGCUUGUAAACUAGUUGUAAAAUGUAAACCAAUGUAAUUUGAAUGUUAACUCACUAAACUUAUGAUUAUGACUUAACUUAAUUAUAAUAUUAAUAGAACAUUAACAUGGCUGUUAGUGUGAGUUUCAGUGACGUGAGUCAAUGAGCGAUACUGAGUGACUGCCUGCCUUAAUUUAACUUAAUUACUUUUGCCUUUUAUUUACCCUGCUCCUUGCGUGGGACAUAGACUAAGGACUAAGACUGUCUACCUACAGUCUACCUCUACUCUACAAGAAUAGUCCACCUAGGGGUAGGCUCUGUACUUUCCAUUUGCUUCCAGUUGUAUUCUUUGGCCCUCUUCUUUUCCUUUUCCCUGUGGCUCCAUGUUAGCUAUUAUCUGGUGAUGUUAUCUGGGUGUACGAAGAGUGUGCCCGGCUAAAGCUAAGAGAUCAUCAAUCCUGUGAUGUCAUUUGCGUGUUUAUUAUAGUUGCAGUGAAUUAGGGUUAGGGAUAUAUUUAAGGUUCAGGUUAGGUUUAGGGAUACAUUUUGGGUUCAGGUUAGGUUUAAGGAUACAUUUAGUCUUAGUGUUCAGGUUGGGUUUAGGGAUAAAUUUAUUUUAGGUUUAGUGACAGAAUUAACUGGUUGUGUCAACCAAGAUGGCGGCCAUCGCGGGACAUUCUUGAUGCAUUUACCAUGUGCCCUAUUCACUUCACCUUCAUCUUUUUUAUGUCUUCAGCAAUAGGCUCUUGGUAUGUCCACUCCAGUAUGUCUUUGUUGGUGAUGAUAAUGUUUGACCAUUUUAUAUUCAGGAUCUUUCUAAUUGUGCUGUUUGUGAAGGUUUGUACUUUCUACAUGAUGCUCGCAGUUUAUUAAGUUUGGCUCCAAAGUAAAAGAAUAAAAAGUAGGACUGAUUUAACAUUUGUGUUGACUGACAGCUAUAAAAAAUGUCUCUAUCUAGCCUAGUAACCCCUGAGACUGAGACUCAAAGUCAAUUUUAGUCCAAUUCCUGGCAUAUAAACAAGUGAACUAAGAUCAAUAUUAAUUAUAAUAAUACUCGACUACCUUGUAUAUUACUACUAUUAGAGUUAAAGUGUUAAUGAAUUUAAUGUCGUUAGACCUUAGUAAUUAAAUUGCUGAGACAGUUAUUAGUGUGAGCGGCAAGUAAUUGCCUACAUGUGAUGAUACAUAGUUACAUAACAUCAUAAGCACAUGACAUACUCUUUACACUGAAUUGAUACACUCUGUACUGUACUCCACGGUACAUCAUUGUUAAAUAUAUUUAACUUAUUGUAUUGUUAGGAUAUUGUUGCCUGGUGUAGUAACUAAUAUUUUAGUAGUAGCCAAGUAGGCCUAAGUAAGGCCAAAUAGGUAGGACAUUUUGAUUUAUUCACCACUAAUAGGCCUAACACUUUGCCUAUCAUAACUUGUCAUAAUAAGUUUAAAAAAAUAUUUGUCAUAUGUGCCUAACCUGGCCUGAAAAUUUAUUGCCAUAGAGCAGGGGUCUAAAAAUUACAGGCCAGUUAUUGUUGACCAGGAGUCUUUUACCUGGUCUGCCUGGCCACUAUACGGGUACCCAGGUAGCAAAGACAACUAUGGAACCAGACAUUGGCCAUCUCAUUAGCCAAAAACAGGCAGAGACCUCCUAGUUCAAUACCAAUAAGAUUAUGUUGAUUAAAAUUGCUUUUCAUUUUAAAUAUUGUAUUUUUUCACCUGAUUUUUUUCAUAACCAAUAUGAUAAAUGCAAUGUGCUGAGGAAUCUGCUUGUUUUGUUUAUUCAAACUAUGGUUUCUGAGGGACAGUGAAAUGUACCCCGCUCUGUUUAAAAAAAAUUUAGACCUUUUUAAUGACAACUAUUUUGUUAUAUGAAAUAGUAGAACAAGAUAUGUGGAGGCUUGAAUCAAAAGACAGGAGAAUAAGAUGUGAACAUUUCGGUUAAGAGCCUUCCUCAGCCAACAGGAGAUGUAUUAUGUUUUAUAUUUUAUUUUGUGUAAUCUCAUCAUAUUUGACAUAUACAUAAUUUUCAAGUUCUUUUAAAUAAUGAAAUUACAGGAUGAGCUGAGGACAGAUUCCAGAAAGAAAAAUCUUCUCAUACUUGUAUUAAAAUACCUCAAUGAAGAAGGGUGAGAUACUAUUUAGGCCGUAAUGUAUUCAUUAUUUAUAAAUAUGGCCUAAAAUUUAUACAAUUAAAAAAAAAAUUUACAUUAAAAUUAGCCUGAUUCAAGGAUAAACAAUCUUACAAUACUAUAGUGAUGCAAGUAUAAUAUAAGGAAUUCCAUUCAAACAUGAGCAGUUAAUUGCACAUCCAAAUGAAUUAAUUACAGUCUUUUGAAUUAAACACAUAUUAUUUUAUUUUUGUCCAUGAACCAUUGAGUUUGAAUUCUAUAAUUUUUUUACAUUUGCAAAGCUAUUCAAUAGAAAUCUUUAGUAAACAAGUACUCUCUCCCCCCCCCCCCCCCUAGUUGGCAUGUCCGUCCCAUUAUGGCAUGUCGAUUAAGAGGUCCUGCCACCUACCCACCUGGCAUUACCUGGGCCACAAUAUCACCAUGUAGGUUAGAAAAAGCACAGUUGCAUGGCACUACCCAGUGCAGUUGAAAAUAAUGGCAGCAACAGGUUGGGCUAUGAUUAAACUUGCCGUUAAUGGGUAUGAGACAUGGGUGGGUUGUGGCAACACAUACAGAUGAUUCUAUCAUACAGCCUGUGAGGGGCCUUUUCCUAGGCAACCAUUUUGUCCCAGCUACAAUGUGAUCAUUCACAAAGUAGAAACUACAUAUAGAAAUCCAUAUUACAGGGCAAUCUGACACCACCAUGGGAUGGGGAGGGUUGUUUUCAGGGACAUUAAAAUAUAUACAUGACAGUUACAAGAGAGUUUGACUGCAGGCGCGAAAGCAGCACCACCAGCUGACCAGGUGUUUCUUGGUUGAUGCCACCCCACACACAUAGUCAAUCAAGUGGAAGGCGGGUGGGGCUGUCUAAGCUGGUGGGACUUCUUGGCCUGUCUAGUUAGCCCUAUUGGGGUUGGGGAGAAGAAGGGGUAUGUUGGGGACGACCUAAUGAGCUCUGGCUCGGUGGUCUGUUGUUUUUCUUAAGAUAUUAGAUUAGUAAACCAGCAUUAAAAUAUAUUUAAGGUAAACUUAAUAUUUAUGAAUGAUGUUAAAUAGCUAUGCCUAAAUUUUAGCAUACUGAAAAUUUAUCAAUAUUGUUUAGAACUCAUCUACUAUAAUUUAGCUGUUGAAUAGUGACUGUUACAAUUCAUCAUCAUCUUCCACAGAUAUUUGGAUUCAGCUUCUAAUCUUUCAAGGGAAACUAACAUCGACAUUCACCGAUAUGAAGUCUGUGAUAACAUUGACUUGGAGACUAUUCUCAUGGAAUAUGAAUCAUAUUAUUAUGUAAAAUUUGCCAAAUACCCCAAAAUUACAAAGAAACUUUCUCCUCAAAGUGGUAAGACAAUUUUUUUUAAAGCUUUGAAAUAGGUACAGUAUAAAAUGGAUGUUAUUGAACUGUUAAAAAAUAAACAAUUGAAUUAUUUUGUGAAGUGAUGAAUAAUCUGAUGUGUAUGGUAUAAAUGUUUAGAUAAAUUGCAAUGGCACUUGAAAUUUUAAAUUAUUUAUGGGAAAUGAAGUCAAAUGAUGGAACUAUUGCAUUUUUUCUCUACUGUCCAAAUUAUGGCUUGUUCUAUACUCACUAUACUCAAAGUGGCAAUGGGAGGUUUAAGAAAUUGUUUUAUAAUUGUUUUAAAUCGCAUAUCCUAAAACCCAUGAUGCCCUAAUGCCAUGCAAAUAAGGACAUUUCUACAGUGUGGGACCUAUUCUGAUCUUGUUUGUUUAGCAGAAUUUAUUAAAAAUAAUAUUGCAAUUUCAAAUCUGUAAUAGGGUUAAUUGGCAAGCUACUAAACAAAACUGGAACAAUCAAAUGCUAUAAUUUUACUUAAAAUAGAGAACUGUAUAAGCUUAACAACAAAAAAUACAAUUGAGCUUCAUUAGGAUAGCACUUCCUUAUCACACAGAUUGUCACACAUAAACAAAUUGAGUCUUUAAGGCUAUGGGAGUGACUCCAACAGAAAAAUCCUGAAAUUAUUCCCAUUUACAGUAAGCAGUAUGACAUUGUAUGCAAUGAAAAUUCUGGCAACUCCUUUGACACCCCCUGAUACCAAGUUGCAUUUUCCAUGUGAUCAUUGCACCAGCUGCUGGACGAAGGGGGGGAUCUUGGGUUACUGGAAAACAGUCAAUUCUUUAUGGCUUUGCAACUUACAGCAAAACAACAUCAUCUCUUAGAAAUAUACAGGCGCCAAAUUUUUUAAAACUAUUUAUUUAUCGCUCCCUUAUUUAUCUAGAAAUUUAUAAAAAGUUAUCAAUUAUUUCCUUAUAUUUUAAUAAAUGUUAAUUAUUUUUCUUCCAGGCAUGCCAGGUAUCUGAUUUUAUUUCUUAGAUGUUCAGUGUCUUUGAUUGCAAGAAUUAAAAGUAUUAGAGCUCAUAUUAUUAUACCAUAUAUACUGAGCUUUAUAAGUCUCAUUUCAAGAGAUAAUUAUAUCCAAAGAUUUUAUCAAAAACCUUUAAAUAUAUUGAUUCUAUGUUAAGAAAUUAUCACUAUUGCAUUUUGGUGGUCCGUUGACAAAACUGUACACCUUCAAAGCUAAUUCACUGGAUAUCUUUAUCUGAUUCCUUACUCAACUGCUUUUGUCGUGAAUUUGUGGAUUCACAUUAAUUAAUUUAAGCUUUGUUUUUUAAUGAAUUUCUAUGAUGUUAUUUUCCUAAUGAAUUAGUAAUUUAUGUGGUUUUUAAAAGGAUCCAUAUUGACUACAGUAUUAAAAUUUACUAAAACUCAAACACUUAUGGUCUAUAAAUUGUAAUAAGCUAAUCUAUUUAUUUUACAUUCAAAUUUUUCUAUUUAGCUAAAAGUUUAAGCUCAUCUGAAAUUGUCUGUCUGCAUUUGAGAAAUAAAUACAGAAGUUUGUAUUAUAUAUAAAACUAUUUUAAAGCAAUUUUUUUCCUUUAAAUUUCUGAAAUAAACUUCUUUUCAAUAAAUCCUCAUUACAAUCAGCAGUUCUUAAGCUUUGUGAAUAUUUAAUAAUUUGUUUCCAUUUCAAAUUUGCGCACAGGAUAAAGGCAGGGGAAUAUCUUAAGAAACAAUAUUUAUUAUUUAAAACUUUGAUAAUCUUUUUGCGAUAUUUAAUAACAUUCAACAUUUAAAAUUGUAAUUGGCUCUAUAGAGGUAUUAGUAACAUAAAAGAUAACAGGUUUAUACUUUAAGAAAUCAAUUUUCAUAGCUAAAAAUAAUAAGAAUAAUUAAACUAGAUUGUCCACAUUUAUUGAACAGUGCAGGAUUCUAACCUUUACAAAGAAUACAUUUAUUACAAUUAUUUAAAUUUUAAAAAUAUUUCAUCCAGUCAUUUCCUCAUCAUUUUGUUUUAGGAAAGUUAACACUAUUUUUUUAAACAAAUAAAUUAUAAAAAUUUGUUCAAAUUAUGAAUUUAAAAUCUAUCUAAUUUAUUUUAAUUUUGACAGCAGGCAAUUAACAUUUGAAAAAAGUUUCAUGCUUUGAAAUUCUGUUAUUUCAGGAUAUUUAUUCUCAAAAUCCUGAUGUUACCACAAAUGGUGGUGAGACAAUUAAUGGUGUUCAAACAAUGAAUAGUGGUCACUCAAUGAAUGGUGGGGAUACAAUGAAUAGCUAAAAAUAAUAAGAAUAAUUAAACUAGAUUGUCCACAUUUAUUGAACAGUUGCAGGAUUCUAACCUUUACAGAGAAUACAUUUAUUACAAUUAUUUAAAUUUUAAAAGUAUUUCAUCCAGUCAUUUCCUAAUCAUUUUGUUUUAGGAAAGUUAACACUAUUUUUUUAAACAUAUAAAUUAUAAAAAUUUGUUCAAAUUAUGAAUUUAAAAUCUAUCUAAUUUAUUUUAAUUUUGACAGCUGGCAAUUAAAAUUUGAAAAAAUGUCUCUCGAUAAACACAUAUCUCACAUUUGUCGUUCAGCAUACACCACUAUCCGUCAGAUCAGCUCCAUACGUCACUACCUCACAGUUAGGGCUACAAAAACUCUAGUCUGUGUUCUUGUUCACUCCCGUCUUGAUCAUUGCAACUCUCUUCUGUCAAGUUCACCAAAACACUGCAUAGAAAAAUUGCAGAAAGUUCAAAACUCAGCUGCUAGGCUAGUUUUAAGGCAAAAAAAAGGUGAUCACGUCACUCCACUACUCCAUUCCCUUCAUUGGCUACCUAUACAGGCACGCAUUGACUACAAGUUGUUUGUUCUCUGUCACAACUUUACUUGGAUUUCUGCCCUUCCUAUCUAACCGAACUUCUUUCUGUCUAUUCACCCCUUCGACAGCUUUGCUCCUCUGCAGACACGCGUAUUCUGUCCGUUCCCAAGACACACACUAAAACAUAUGGUGAACGAUCUUUCUCUUUCUGCGCCCCCAAAUAAUGGAAUUCUUUGCCACUACAUAUACGCAAUAUACCAACCAACCAGGCCUUCAAAACUGCACUCAAAACACAUCUUUUUAAAUUAUACUACCCUGAGUGAUUCCCCUCCUCUGACCGAUAAACGAUCUUGCUGGUUGCCGUCCAUGGUUUGCCUUGUAAAAGUUAUGUGUUGGGGUGGGUGAAUAUACAUUUUUUUUGCUGUUCUUUAUUUCAUAAAUGCAUUUUAUUUUGAUGUCAUGAUUAUGUCUCUUUUGAUAAAAUUUUUAUGUACAGCGCGGUGAGCCCAGCCCUAGGCUGGGGUACAGCGCUAUAUAAGACCCCUUUAUUAUUAUUAUUAUUAUUUUGGGGAGCAUUUUAGAAUUGUCAGUAAAUUUUCAAUUUUAUUAACAGGUGGUUCUUGUAUGGCCUUGAGACUUCUGGGAGUCAUUAUCCUAUUACAAUUUAAAAACUAAAGCAAGAUUUUCUGUCAUUUCAGCUGGUGCAUCAGAUAAAAGAACACAAGUCAAACUAAACAGAACAAAUAGGUAGGUGUACUAUUUUAAGAUUAAAUUAUGCUUGAGUAACCACUGUAAAGAUUCACUGAUUUAUUUUAUUAGAUCAGUCAAAGAAAUUUGACAAAGUCCAAAAAUCAUUAUUUCUCUAAUCACUUUCAGAAAUUACAGACCUGUUUACAUCUGAGUUCUGCACAUAAUUUUAGGGACUGGAAAAUUAGUGUUUUCUUGAACAUUUGAAACAGCAUGCACUCUGUCCUAAAAUCUAUGUAGAUCAAGUCAAUAAUCUGAUUUUGAAAGUUCAUUUAUUUAAAUAUUUUCUGUGCUUAAUACUAUACUUUCUGUUUUUUUUUAGUUCUGCAAACUUUCAAGACAUUACAAUUGCAAAGGUCAAACCAAAUGUUCUAAUCUUUUUUAACUUACAGUGUAAAAACAAAUAGUCCAUCCCUUCCCAGAAUCCCACAGACGACUCGGCCGCCAUCACCACCACAGCAGCAGCCCCCCAUAGCUCGCCCAGCUUCAGGAUCAGGCAAAAACAAGCGCACUGUUACGUCAUCAACACGUAAAGGCAUAAACCCCGUAAACCCACAGGUCUGUAUUGUUUAGUUAUGUUUUGCGGUAGCAUACAUAAAUUCAUAUCCAGCUCAACUUUAAAUUCUGUUUGUCUUAAAUGACCCCUCACCCCACUUUAUCUUUUAACCUUAAUGGCAUACAAAUCCUAUAAAUUAUAACCUUAUCAGUUUGAAUUUUUAAGCUCACAAAAUUUGUACACUAGCUUUGGAGUUUCCUUUAAUUUGGACAUUAUUCUAAUAUAUUAGUUUGGUUAUUAUUCAGCUGAGAGAUGUUGGUGCUGCUAACGGCAAUGGAGAUGGACUGUCCUUACAAGGCAUUACAGUUCAUGGGAGCAAUGGAGCAGCUGAGCCAUCAACAGUGCCUACAUUAAAACAGCGGCCAAAAGUGAGACUAACCAGCACUUGUUUUACAAUGAUGGCUCUGUGUAAUUGUGUGUGUGUGUGUAGGUAAAGGAGGGUGGGGUAAAAAAAAAAAGCUCAAAACUUUUGUAGGUCAUUUUUGCAUAAUUUUAUAAAUUAACCAUGAAUAUUAUUUGCAUGUUAAAUACAUGAUAAUUAUAUUAAAUUUUAAAUAAAUCUUAUUUCUGCUCCAAAUAAUACCUCUUUUUUAACAUUUAGAAGUAAAUACUUACUAAAAAGAAAUAGGAAUAAAAUGGUUUAAAUAACCAGCCAUAAAAGUUAUAAGGUAUAAGUGUUAGUGCAAAAGAAAAUGUGUUUUUUUAUGGAAAAUAUCUUUAAUAUGAUCUUUAUUUAUUUCUCUCUUUGAACAUAGCUGGGCCAAAUAAUUGAUAUACGCACAAUGAUAAAUGAAGCUACAAAACUGAAUGUUGAAGAAGGGGGGGAUUCCAUUGGAUCUGUGAGUAACCUCAAAUGUAUAUAUUUAUUUUUUAAAUACCGAUAGAUUUGUCAAGACUCUUAAUAUAUGAAUUAAUUUAUCUUGUUAAUCAACUUAUUUUUAUGUGUAUUAAAUGAUUUUUCAUUAUUACUUAAAAGUAAUUAAUCAUACCAAACUUUGAUGUCUUAUUGGUUAUGAAAUGUAAUUUUACUUUUGACCAUCUUUAUAGGACAAAAUCUUAAAGCCUCUAGGUGGUUAUCUUGGUUAUAAUAGUGAAUGGAGGGAACUAGCACAAGUUAUAUCACGGGUAAAAACUAUUUUAUUUCUUCUUCACUUUUGCAACAUCUAUGCUCAAAUUCUUUAAAAACAAAAAAAGAACAGCUUCUUUUUUAGACUGCAUUAAGGCACACACAAUACACUUAAGUACGAUAUUGAAGUUUUUUAUUGAUUUGAUAAGAGAAAAAUUAAUUGUACUGUCCUCGUUGGUUUUUUUUUUGAAAACGGAUACCAAUAAUCUCUUGCAGUGGUUAGCAAGUAAUCCAAACUCAAUUCUUAUAAUGUUUGUAAAAAAUAACAGAUACCAAUAGUCUCUUGCAGGGGUUAGCAAGAAAUCCAAACCCAAUACUUAUAAUGUGUGUAAAAAAUAACAGUACCAUGUGUAUUACCUAGCAUAUAAAUAAAAGAAAAUAUCUAGAGAAAAUAUUUAAAAUUACUAAUGGAUUCAAAAUGGAUUUUUAAUAAAGUUUUAUCUUUAGUUUUGUAUGUUUGACUUUAGUACAGUUAAAGUAGAAGUAAAGGCUUGCUUUGUAUUACAUUAGUUUCUUUUAGUUUAAGUUAUCUUAGACCAUUUAAUUUAAGUACUGGAUUUUUAAAAAGAAAUGUAGUCCAAAUAUUUAAACCGCUUUUAUUUAAAGGAAACUGAAAUCUCUGGGCUGCUAAUUAUUAAUUUCAAAUGUUAGUUAAUAAAUUUAAAAAAAAUAUUUUUAUUUUGACAGCCGGCAAUUAACAUUUGAAAAAAGUUUCAUGCUUUGAAAUUCUGUUAUUUCAGGAUAUUUAUUCUCAAAAUCCUGAUGUUAAAUGGGAUGACAUUAUAGGUCUUGAUGAAGCCAAAAGAUUAGUCAAAGAGGCUGUUGUUUAUCCCAUUAAGGUAGUACUGCUAUUUAAAUAAUUAUAAUUUGAGCAGCUCUUAAAUCCAGCUCUAAACAUUUGUACUAUCAAAUGAGCAUCUAAAACAAGUAGGUCAAUUCAUAGUAUAAACAGAGCUUAACUACAUAAAAGGUGCAGCAAGUCUAUAAAUGAUAUAGUAAUUUUAAAAAAUGUGUGAAGAAAUGUUUAUCAUUAUAGAUAUAUCUAAUAAUUGGAAUAAAAUAUCUUUUAUAUAUUAAUGAAAUUUCUUAGACUUAGACCAUGAUUCUGGUACUCUUCUUUUUUUCAGUAUCCACAGCUUUUCCAAGGUAUUCUCUCCCCUUGGAAAGGCUUACUUUUGUACGGUCCUCCUGGUUAGUACCUUUAGAGUAUAGUCUGUUAACAUAUUUUUAGUUCAUGCAACUGUGACUGUAUUUAUAUAGUGUUCAAGGGACAUAGUACUUUUUAGAUCAAUUUAACUUGUUUAUUUAAUAGGAACAGGAAAAACUUUGCUUGCAAAAGCAGUGGCAACAGAGUGCAAUACAACCUUCUUUAAUAUUUCUGCAUCAAGCAUUGUUAGCAAAUGGAGAGGUGAUUCUGAAAAACUUGUCAGGGUGAGUGUCACCACUACUCAUUGUAUCACCACUUUUGAUUGUAUCACCACUAUUCAUUGUAUCACCUCUAUUCAUUGUUUCAACACCAUUAAUUGUAUCACCAUCAUUUGUGGUAACAUCAUUUUCUAUUGUAUCACCACAUUUAUUGUAUCACACCUAUUCAUUUAUGAAGGAAAUGAUCGAAUCAUUGUUUCAAUGAGUGAUAAUUGACGUGAUAUUUUGACUUUAUUUUCUGUCAGGUUUUAUUUGAGCUGGCAAGAUUUCAUGCACCCUCCACAAUAUUUCUUGAUGAGCUGGAAUCUGUUAUGAGCCAACGAGGAUCUCAAGGAGGAGGAGGGUAAAAAACAUAAAUUAAUGGAUUUUAAACAUUUUUUAUAUUUUUGUUUUCAAUGUCUAACAACACCUGUAUAAAAAAAGUGUGGUGCCAUCAUUCACAUAGAAAACUAACAUACAAUUAAAAUACCGGUAUGUAGAAUUACGCUUUAGAUAAAUUAUUUCAAAAGUAAAAUUUGACUAAUAAUUAUGUUGAAAGCAGAUAAAACUUUAUAAUUUUCCUGAUAUUUCAGUGAACAUGAGGGUAGCCGGAGAAUGAAGACAGAACUACUAGUUCAAAUGGACGGACUGUCAAAGACGGAUGAUUUAGUUUUUCUUUUAGCCGCUUCCAAUUUACCUUGGUGAGCAAUUUAUCAUUUUAAAAACAAAUUAUAAUUUUUUUUUGUGUGGUUAGGGUUAUGGUGGCUAAAUGCCUAGAAAAAUCCGUUACAAAAGCAAGACGUAAUUUUUAAAAAUAAAUUAAAUUAAAAAAAAAAACCAAAAAAAAAACAAAAAACUUUUAUUGACUUUGAAUCUGAUUUGAAAAGAUUGUAUUUUAAGUGUCAUUUCAAAGAAAAUAUGUACACAUUUUUUAAAACACUGUUUUAAGUUUUGCUAAGUUAAUUUUUAUAUAAGUUUGAUGUGGAGAUACAUAACAAAAUCUCACCAGAUGUAGAAAUAGUCUUCAGAGCCUGAUAAUAGUAAUGGUCACAGAGAAGCUGCUACACACUAUUAGCUGUGUGCUGUGUAUUACUUUAUCUGAUUUAUCACUCAUGCACUUUCACUAAACAAAGAGAUUGGUAACCAUUAAGGGUUAUUUUAAAAAGCAAUUCAUUCAUUGUAAAGUAAAUAAUGUAUCAAACAUGAACAAAUUGUAAUUCCAAAGUUAUUAUUUUACCUUGUUCAAAACAUAUUAUUUUUUUACAGCUUUGAUGUCAUUUAACAUAAAUCUUUUUUUAAUGUUGUGAUUCAGUUUUUAAAAUAUUAACCUAUAUAUCUAGGGAACUGGAUCACGCUAUGCUAAGACGCCUUGAAAAAAGGAUUUUGGUUGACUUGCCGACUCAAGAAGCCCGUAGAGCUAUGUUUAAACACCACUUACCUCCUGUGGUGUCAUCCAAAACUGGGGGACUGGAACUACUGGCAGAGCUUGAUUAUGAUUUGUUAGCUGGGGUAAAUCAAUGAGCUUAAUUUAUAUGUAAAUCAUGUUUCUUACAGCAUUAAACAAUAAAUUAUUUUGUGAACCUUAUUUUCAAAUUCUACUUAACAUUUCUACAGAAUACAAUAUCUGUAAUAAACCUUGAUAGUCCAUUUAAGUAAAAUCGUUCACUGCUUGAAUUUUUUCCAAAUACAAAUUAAAGCAGAGCUCAUAAUUUAAAUGUUUUAUAUUGAUUAUCAAAGAAACGGUGCAUAAGAAAUAUUUUAAAAUCUCUUUUGUUAGUCAUUACAGAAUUGUUUUCCAUAAAUUUUUAGAAAACUGAUGGUUAUUCGGGUUCAGACAUCCGAUUGCUUUGUAAAGAAGCAGCCAUGCGCCCUGUUCGAAAGAUUUUUUUUGCUCUUGAAAACCAUACAGAAGGUAAGCAAAAUGCAGUUUAUGCCCGUUAGCUUUUCAAUAUUCAUGAAAUAAUUUUAAUUAUUUUUUGCCCCGUAAAACUGAUUAAAAUAAGUUUGCAAUUUUGUUUUUUUCUAGGAGAAGAGCUUCAUAUCCACUUAGAUAAGAUAAAAACAAGUGAUGUUCUUGCUGCUUUGGAAAGAACUAAGCCAUCUGCCAAGACCAUGAAACAAAAAUAUGCUGAUUGGCAAAAAGAAUAUGAAUCUGUAUAGCAGGAAAAACAUGCAUGCUUUUAUAUUACUGUGGUCCUUAUUUGAUUUUCACAUUAAAAAAAAACAGAAUGUGUUCACAAUAACAUGUCUAUAAAAUGUGCAAAUAUAUACCCAAUUGAUACAAUUUAUCACAUAAAUAUCUGGUAGUAAAAUUGGUUUUAAAAAUCUUAUUUACAUAAUUUUUAUUGAUAAUUCUCAUACAUGAAUCUCCAGAAGUUUGAUAAAAAUUUCAAUGAAAUUGCAAAUAAAAGGGAUAUGUAAAACACUUCCUUGUGCAUUAAUUUCAAGCUAAAAAGUCUGUGAUAAUUUUAAUAUUUAAAUAUAUAUUUUAAAGAAUGCAGUGCUGUGGGAUGCUUUCAAAAUAACAUUCCUGAUAGAAAAAGCCCUCAUGAUUUUAUUAUAAACAAUCAAAUUGCAGUCUGUCCCAAACUUUUAAAAAUAAUUGUGCAAAUUAAUCUGUCAUUUUGUCUUUUUUUGUAUUGUUUCAAAACAAAAUUUGCUGAUUUUUUUAAUGUGCUCUAUAACAAGUGCUCAGUGACUUGACCAACAGUAUUAUUUUGCUUUUGUAGUUAACACAACUUUGGAAGGUAAUAACUCAAAUGUAUUAAUAAUUGAGUGAAAUUUCAUUUACAACUGAAUUCAUGCAAAUAUUUCCAUUUUACCCUCCUCACCCAUUGUUACAUUUGAUCACAAGUUACCUUGCUUAAGACAAGUUGUGUCAAAAUGUUUAUCAACUUCUUUUGCUCAAAGCAAUUACUGAAAGCCUAAGAGAGAAUGUACAUUUAAAAGUUUUUUGGUUCAAUUUAAAAAACAACAUUUUUUCUGUAUGAAGGUAUGUAGUUUUAUUGAGAAAAAAUUAUUUUCUUCAGAAAGAAUAUUUAAAAUAUGAAGGGAAACAAUUCUGUGUAACAACUACAAUUCAACAUUUUCAUUUUACAGAUGUGUAUGAAACUCAUUUUUAUUGUUGGAUUUCAAAUUGAUUAAUCUGUUUCAACAGUGUUUCUAACAUCAUUGAAUAAAUAUGUGCUCACCACUUCCAUCUUCAAGGUGUGAUGUAAAAUUUAGCAUCUAGUUCACAGAUAUAUAUAAAAUGAAAUUAAAGCAUGAAGUAGUAGACUGAAAUUAGCUACUUAUAAUUUCAAACUACUCUUUGACCUUUCAAACCUCUUCUGUGAUAUUUUUGCCAAGUAUCUUAUCCAUCUAUACAAAUGAUUAUUGAUGAUAUAGUUUUUACCCAUAGUGCAUUGCAAGUUACUGAAAUUUCAUGUAGGUGUAUAUUAAAAGUGUUAUUUAUUUAAAAUAUUGCUUUUAAAUAGAC